CUAUUAUGAUCCUCAAUACAGUUUAAACUUAUAACACAGCGGGUGAAGGCUCGGUUGUUUACAUCACCAGCUGAUCUAAUCUGGUGGUUAGUUUCGUCUGCUGGUGAAGAGUCGUGACGGUACACUGAUAACUGGUCACUAAGUAAGGAUGGGUAAGGUAAUGUCUGCUAUGAGUAGACGGGCCACCAAACCUCUCCGAGAAUUCAACCUGGAGACUCGGGUGAUGAAAGAGAUAACCAAGGAGAGGCGUCCUGCAGCACCUUGGCACGAGUCAACUGCUAAGCUUAUCCAACAGUCCGUGCAGGCUCAGCCAGAAGAGAUGACGAGGCAGCUGGAGGAACGAGACGACCACUUGUUAGACAGACUCAAGAAGGUGUACGUGCAGUCUGUGGAUCCUGAGCCACAGACACAGCCACAAAUACCAGAGAACCUUGAUCGACCGCUGCCCACAGAUCGUACAGUUCUACCUGACCUGGACUUUGGCUUUUACGAGCCAAAGUCUGUACCUUAUGGGAAGAUAACGCUGAGAGACGCUGUGGAUGCCAUCUCAAAGCACCAACAAGACCCUGAACUAUGGACGCCCAAGAAAAUCUCCUAUGAAUUCAAGUUAGACACAGGCUUGACAGAAAAAGUUCUUCAUCACUUCCGCACCUUUGUACUGAUUGUCCCUGGAGACCCCAAGACAACCAGAGUUACCAGCGAGAUGUUACAGAACCUCUCGCUCUCUGCUCCUGAUACUCUUAGGGAACUGACCAGUAGUAAGAGUGAAGAGAGGAAUAAUGUGAAUAAGAAGAGUUGAUGAUUAUUGUUGGCACUGUAAUUGUGUUAUUAAUAAGGUACAGUACUGUAUGGUGUUAUAGGGAUAAUAAAGAGAUUGGUGGAUCAGUGACUGUAACAAGAAGAGGAUUUAUUUAACUUAUACUAUACUGUACUCUAGCCACAUGUUUGUUAAGUGCAGCUGUCAGAUACAAAAAAAAAUCAUAGUACAGUACAUAAAUGAUUAUGUUUAACUUCCACAUGAUUCAGUAGCCAGUGAUAAGUAAUUGACAAUGUAUGGUAAACCCUCUCAAUACCAGAUUAAUUCAUGCCAACCUUGUCCCUUAUUGAGAGGAUUCCUUUGAUGGGAGGGUUUCAUUUUUUGCCUAAUUGUAUAUAUAAAAAUUUUACACAUAAUUUCCGAGUAUCACAAUGCUCGGCUUAUACAGUACACUUGAGUAUGAGGAAUCCAAAUAGCUUGCUCUCAGAGUUUCUGUAUCAAGUUUUAACAGUUUCCACCAUUAAUUUGACAUUAAGCACUUUGUUCUCUUCUUUCACUGCUGUAUCAGUACCAUCACUUGUGUGUUUGUUUAGACACAUUUAAGAGCAGUGCACCUGGUUAUUAGCAGUGUUCCCAUUACCAGAUCCUAUCAGCUGUGUCCACUACUUAUACCAGACCAAAAGUGUCCCUUAUUGGGAAUAUCCCUGAGUAAGAAGCCCCUUUUUGAGAGGGUUCACUGUAGUUACACUUUUUAUGAGCAUAAAUUUAAUAUGUUAAGGGUAAAGUAGUCCACAGAAAUUCCAGGAGAGGUACCGUAUGUGUUGAUGGAACUUGCUAUUUAGGACAAGAACAUCAGUAACAUGUAUAUCUCAAUACUGUAUCCUGGAUUCAAUUCCUGGCCUGGGACAGAUGUGAGAAGAAUGUUACCAGUGUGAUCCUACCGGAUUUUGCACAUUUUUUUUCUGGGUACUCAAGUUUCCUCCUGUACAGUAUAAACACUGGACACUACAGGUCAUAACAAAGAAUAGAUCAACCACCUGAAUGGCUAGUAAGUGUUUAAGGGGGAAUGGAAAUGUGUAUGAGUGAUGAGCAAAUUUGUACAAAGAGAUGGUUAACUUAUGGGGAGUAAUACUAAGUUACUGUGAUCACCGUCCACCAUCACUCUUCAUUUGUUCUGAAGAUCAGUAACUGCACAGAACAGUUGCCAAAUGAUUUUCUUUUGUGAAUACAGAAGGAUCAUAAGGUUCAAUGGUGUACAAGAUCACAACAGUACUGUUCACUUCUCACAUACUGUGCUCACUUGUGUGUCGUAAAUGUUGACAUACAGAACUUGGACCUAAAUGUUUUAGUCUUUCUUUUUUUAUAGUUUCUUGAGUACCUUUAUAUUCAUAUUUAUUGUUGCCUAGUUUUGUAAAAAAUGUAAUUAAUGAAUUUAUAUAUAAUGAUGUAAAUAGUUUUUAAAUAAAGAAUUUUCUUAAUAA
Messenger RNA from Homarus americanus (American lobster), 2238 nucleotides. RefSeq names its product NADH dehydrogenase [ubiquinone] 1 alpha subcomplex assembly factor 4-like. Gene Ontology annotation, biological process: mitochondrial respiratory chain complex I assembly. The record is from RefSeq and is a predicted model, not a curated record. Gene Ontology annotation, cellular component: mitochondrion. The transcript is spliced from 6 exons. Lineage: Eukaryota; Metazoa; Arthropoda; Malacostraca; Decapoda; Nephropidae. Bases 149 to 799 code for a protein of 216 amino acids.